This is a messenger RNA of Lynx canadensis (Canada lynx), 3640 nucleotides long. It is a transcript of the gene TAF1C, whose product is annotated as TATA-box binding protein associated factor, RNA polymerase I subunit C. Gene Ontology annotation, biological process: transcription by RNA polymerase I. The record is from RefSeq and is a predicted model, not a curated record. The transcript is spliced from 14 exons. NCBI's taxonomy places the organism in Eukaryota, Metazoa, Chordata, Mammalia, Carnivora, Felidae. Gene Ontology annotation, cellular component: fibrillar center. Gene Ontology annotation, molecular function: RNA polymerase I core promoter sequence-specific DNA binding; protein binding. The coding region runs from base 154 to 2880 and encodes 908 amino acids.
GGCCCGGAAGACCGUUAAUACCCGUGGUGGUGCCGUUCCAUCUCGGGCGCUGGAGUCGGGCGGUAGUUUGCGGGCUCCCUCGUGGCGCGCGGGUUAGGCAGGUGUCCCGCGGAGCUCCAGGUCGCCGACGAGCACAGCGGAGCCCGGGCCACGAUGGACUUCCCCGGCUCGCUCCCACCCGCGUUGUUUAGGACCGGCCCCCUUGGCGUGAGUAACACCCCUGACCUGUCUUUCAUGUGUAGCUGGAGAGACGCGCUCACCCUGCCUGAGCCCCUGGCCCAGAACUCCCAGAAUGGGGUGUCGUGCACGGCCGCAGCCCCGCUCUGGGAGCCAGAGACCCCCGGGCCCCUUCCCUUGCUCCCUCCUGGUCCCGAUCCCUGGGACCCUGGGGUGACCGCCCGGGACCUGCUUUUCCGGGGAGGUAUCCCAUUCCGAAGAAAGCCCCGGGCCGUGCUGGAUGUGACGGAACAGCUCAGCCGCUUCCUGUGGGACCACGGGGACAUAGCCUUUGCGCCCCUGGGGAAGCUGAUGCUGGAGAAUUUCAAACUAGAGGGAGCACGGAGCCAUUCUAAGAAGAAGACAGUGGUCAGUGUGAAGAGUCUGCUCCAGGACCUCGGUGGACACCAGCCCUGGGGGCAAGUGGCUAAUGUCCCUGGGCUUCCCUCAGCUUCCGACAGCGCCGGUUCUCCAUCCUCGGGGGCCCCGUCCUGGGCACGUCUGUGGCCGGCCUGCUGGGAGAGCUGCUGCAUGAGGAGCUGGCCACGCGGUGGGAGCGGCUCCUCCUGGACGACGCGUUUACCGGGGGCGCGUUGGCCUGGGUGCCCGGAAGGACGCCCCAGGUGGGACAGUUGGUCUACCCUGCGGGAGGCGCCCUGGACAAGCUACAUUUCCAAGAGGUCAGCGUGGCCCCAGGUGGUGACCCCCAGGCCCUCGGCGACCCUGGCCACAUCCAGCUCCGAGGGCCUGUCCGGCAGGUGGCGACCCACACCGUGCAAGGGGAAGCCCUGCUGGCUGUCCGGUCUGACUACCACUGUGCCCUGUGGAAGGUCAGUAAGCAGGGGCGCCCCGCCCCCCUCCGGGUGCUGCAGAUCGGGAAGGGGGCCACAGGGAUCAGCCUCAGCCCUCACCUGCCUGGGGAGCUGGCUGUCUGCAGCCGUUCGGGAGCCGUCUGCCUGUGGACCCCCCAGGAUGGGUAUGCCCCCUUCCUGUGGCAGUCCUCUACCCCGGCGCGUCCUGGACCCCGGGCCGUGUCACCCGGUACCCACCCCCCCAUCAGCCUGUCUCCCCGCCCACGGCUGGCCCGUCUCCCCAAGGCUGCGGCAAAUCUACAAGGACCCCGAGACCCUUGUGUUCCGGGACCCCUCUCCCUGGCGCUGGGCAGACUUCACGGCCCAUCCCCGGGUACUGACCGUGGGUGACCGCACUGGAGUGAAAAUUAUCGACACUCAGGGCCCACCCGGGUGUGGUCUGCUGCUCUUUCGUGGGGGGGCAGAAGCAGCGUGCCAGAAAGGGGAGCGCGUCCUGCUGACCCGGUACCUGGGGGGGUGCGGCCCUGAGCCCCUGUGCCCCACGUUCCAUCUCAUCCUGACCCAGUUCUCGCUCUACCUGGUGGAUGAGCGCCUCCCCUUGGUGCCCCUGCUGAAGUGGAAUCACGACCUCCCCUCCGCCCCCCUGUUUGCCCAGCUGCUGCCCCCGCCCCAGCCCGGGCACGCACAGCCGCUGCUGCUGGGGGGCCAGGGCGGGCACCUGCGGCUGCUGCAGCUCGCAGGAACGGGGGCCUCCGCGCCCCGGCUGGCGGGCCCCCCCCAGUCUCUCCCCUCCAGCAGCGACUCCCUCUCCGCGUUCCCCCUGCUGGAGCCCAAGAGUCAGUGGCGGCUGCAGGAGCGUCUGAAAGCGCCAACCAUAGGUCUGGCUGCCGCGCUCCUGCCCUCUGCCUCCGCACCGGUCCUGUUCCUCUUCCAGCUUUCCGCGGCUGGGGAUGUCUUCCACCAGCGCCUCCGCCUCCAGGCGGACCCCGGGCUCGCCUCCAGUGCCCCCGUGGCUUCCUGGACUCCCCAGGCCACCGCCUGCUGCGGCCGGUGGCUGAAGGCCCUGCUGGAGAUACCCCUGCCUCCCCCCGUGUGGGCAGCACCCAACUUCUCCCACCGCCGUGUGCUAGGCUGCGUGGAACCGCGGCAGAUGGAACAGAAAGUGCCAGAUGCUCUCCGUGCGGCCAUGGCCGAAGGGCGACUCCUGCUGCGGAGGGACCUGGGCGCCGUCCCCUCUGCGGAGCCACCCCCUGCCCCCGAGCCAGGCCCCGAGGACGAGCUCAGUGCGCGUUUGGAGGCAGCCUGGGAAGGCCGGGCGGCCGCCUGGUGGGAGAGCCAGCAGGGCGGGAGCUCGGGGCCCGGGAAACGGCCCCGGCGGCACAAGCGCCGGACUCAGCUGUCCAGCACUUUCUCCUCGCUCAGCGGCCGCCUGGACCUCUCGGACGCCACCAGCCCGCCCCGCAGCCCAGACCGGACGUCCCCUGAGGCCAGGCCUCAACCACCGGUGACCCCGCCCUCCCAGGAGCUGACCCAGGAGCCGUGGGCUCGGGGUGUCCCCUCGGAGAGGCAGCAGACGCUCCGGGACUACAUGGCCAAGCUACCGCUCCGCGGGGACCCCCCAGGAGGCGUCCCGUCACCCCUGUCCCAGGCCUCCGGCGUCCGGGCCACCCCCUCCGGGCAGCAGCCCCUCCAGGAUGGCUCAGCGGAGCGGCCGCUCCGAAGGCACACCCUGGGAGGUGCCGCCGUGCCCUCUUCCCAGACCUCCAGCGUCCGGGCCACCCCCUCCAGGCAGCAGGCGCCUGUCCCCUCGGGCUCUCAGCCGAGGAGGAGGAAGCCCCGCAUGGGCUUCUGAGGCCCCGGGAAGCUGCUCCCCCACCCCGAGAGCCCUUCUUCUCCGACAGCUGCCCCUUCCAGGCUGGAGCCCAGGAAGUGGAGAGAACAGUCUCCAGGGGGCAGACCUUUCUGCUUCCUGGAGGUCACAGGACUGCAGGAAAUACCCCAGAAAUGAUUGGGAGCCAAGUCAGAGCCACGGGGACAGCAAAAUAGUCGUUUCUCCCUGUUUAUGCUUUUGCUCGAAGAUCCUUCCUGACCUCACGUUGCAAAGGCCCCGGUGGUCCCGUCGACCCAUGCAAAGGCCUGAAGGUCCGUGUUGUUGGGAUUCGUUCCCUGCAGGGGACAGUGUUGUGCUUAAAAGCAGGGGCCCCGUCGACAUUGGGGUCACGGUGCGGGUGCCUCACUGUGCUCAGGGAGGCUGCUGGUGCUGGUUAGUGGGUGUUUGUUGAGCAGUUUCAACCAGGAUCUAAUGUUCCCUAGGGGGAGACACUCGGUCCCGUGUUUGGGGAUUGAAUAAACUCGGCCGCUGAGCCCGAGCCCGGUAGCGUCCCCUUGCGUGGCUUUUGACGUGUAAUGCGUGAAUUGACGUCCUCCGAGGCAUGUGUCUCAGUGAAAGAUCCUGCUGUCCUGGGGGGAAAGGGGCCCCCAGAACGUCACAGGACACCAGGACUUCACCCAGAUUACUUAUCUCACGUGAGGAGAAGACUGGUCCUUUCCUCGGGCACCUGAAGGAAAGAGGCGCACACGACUCGCACAGAUUAAAUAACACCCUGACUCGG